This is a messenger RNA of Gadus chalcogrammus (walleye pollock), 1040 nucleotides long. RefSeq names its product ATP synthase F(0) complex subunit C3, mitochondrial-like. Lineage: Eukaryota; Metazoa; Chordata; Actinopteri; Gadiformes; Gadidae. Gene Ontology annotation, molecular function: proton transmembrane transporter activity. Bases 143 to 556 code for a protein of 137 amino acids. Gene Ontology annotation, biological process: proton transmembrane transport; proton motive force-driven ATP synthesis. The record is from RefSeq and is a predicted model, not a curated record. The transcript is spliced from 5 exons.
GAUUGGUUUAGCCAUACCGUCUAAAACCCGGAAGUUGUCGUUUCUCUUGAGCACGCGCAGUCCUUUACCGUCCGACCUCUGGCACAGUCUGAUUAACUCGAGGUAGUCGUGUCUGUGUAUUGGAACACUUUAUCCCAUCAUUAUGUACGCCUGUGCUAAAUUCGUCUCCACCCCUUCACUGUUGCGUGCUGGAGCGCGUGCUCUCUACAGACCCCUCGCUGCUAAUGUGGUGUCAGGACGCGAUGCUGGCAGCGUGGAGGCUCCCUCGUUCCUGGCCUCCCAGCAGCAGGUGGCGCUCCGUGGCUUCCAGACCAGCGCAGUGAGCCGGGACAUUGACACUGCUGCUAAGUUUAUCGGAGCAGGCGCUGCCACAGUGGGCGUCGCCGGGUCCGGCGCCGGGAUCGGCACUGUGUUCGGCAGUCUCAUCAUCGGAUAUGCCAGGAACCCAUCUUUGAAGCAGCAGCUGUUCUCCUAUGCAAUCUUGGGCUUUGCUCUCUCUGAAGCCAUGGGUCUCUUCUGUCUGAUGGUGGCUUUCCUCAUCCUCUUCGCCAUGUAAACAAAUCCUCUUCCACAACAACCUCUACUAUUGGUCCAUACCGUCAUCAUGACUACCAGAGCAGCACUUGAAUAUACUCAUCAUAUAUAUAUAUGUAUGUAUGUAUGUAUGUAUGUAUGUAUGUAUGUAUGUAUGUAUGUAUGUAUGUAUGUAUGUAUGUAUGUAUGUAUGUAUGUAUGUAUGUAUGUAUGUAUGUAUGUAUGUAUGUGUGUGUAUAUAUGACACACACAGCAGCCACUACUGUAGGUUAAUUUAAACUAUGAUACUAGUCCUAGUUUCAACUAGACUAGGAUCCUAGUAAAGGCUAGACUGAUCCAAGUCAUUGAGAAUGAAUCAUGGACCCGCUCAUGUCUCACUGUCUGUAGUGCUGGCUGUUUUUAAACUGGUGGUUUUAUAAUGGCAUUGUUUAUUGUACCUUUGUUGUUAAAAGAAAAUGGAAUAUAACACACUAAAAUAAAUGUAUUUCAAUCAUUUGAAAGUUGUU